Molecule: messenger RNA, 3483 nt
Organism: Nerophis ophidion (straightnose pipefish)
Lineage: Eukaryota; Metazoa; Chordata; Actinopteri; Syngnathiformes; Syngnathidae
Gene: sorbs3
Product: sorbin and SH3 domain containing 3
Exons: 22
Coding region: 362-2407 (681 amino acids)
Molecular function (GO): protein binding
Source: RefSeq, a predicted model, not a curated record
GCCAUCUCCCUGAUGAGCUCUAAAGUGUGUGCUCACUCUCACACAUGCAAACAUAGGCACACACAUGCCUGCCUGACGGCCCGCGCCUAUCUCAGAGCCACGCUGGAGGCUUCAAUGUCAGAUAAAGACACAAAGAACAAGCGAGAGAGAGAGAGAGAGAAAGAGAGAGAGACAGCAGUGCUUCCCUCGCUCGCUCCCUCCUCCUCCUCCUCCUCCUUCUCCUUGUCUUCUUCCACUCACUUCCUUCACUGCACCAAGGAGACGCGCACUCUUCUGUUUCUGAUUGGACGAAAUGUGCAUGACAGCAGCUACUUUGGGAGAGGAAUCUGACAUCUGCCACCAAAGACAGAUCUGAGAGCUCAUGCAGUCGCAGCGACGUCUUGAAGCGGUUGGCUGUCCAAAUGGCUUUUCCAGGGAGCCCGGGGGUCCUUCUGGUCAGCACAUCCUAAAUUCUCCAGAUCUGACCCAAGAGGUGGUCAUCUCCCCUGGACUGCCUACUCCUCCCCUGAGCCCCUUCCGCUCUGCCAGAGUUGCAUCUGGAGAGUUUAAGGCGUCAGAGCUCAAUGGAAGUGGACUAACGUCUCCAAGUUUUGGAUCAUACUAUGGCCCCUCACAUCCACAUGGGGACCUCACCAAUGGGAUGAAUUCACCCACGAGGGAGGAACGGCUCAUCAAAUUCUCAGGAAUUGGCCCAGUGGAUGAAACAGGGAUGCCCAUUGCCUCCAGAUCAAGUGUAAACAAGCCAAGGGAUUGGUACAAGAGCAUGUUCAGACAAAUUCACAAGAAGCCAGAGGACUCUGAUUUGGAGGAUUCAGAGAGCUGGACCACUAGACGCCUGUCUGCUAACACAGAGGAUGAAGACGCAGACAAGCACCUCUUCAAACUAACGCCACAUGGAGCCUUGCCAGACUGGAGCCAGGAUGUCAGCGAGCUGUCAGACCCAGGAAAGCAGCAACGUAAACCUAGGAGCAUAUUCGACUUCGAGCCCGGAAAAGAGGUCUCCUCUGUAGGCCUCAAGCAGAACCCGGUGUCCCCACAAACACAGCCCGAGAAGUCCCCAUCUGUUGAGGCCAGUCUGGUCUCAGAGCUGAGUCGGUUUGAGGCCGAGUUGGACUUGGAUAUCCAAGGCCUGGAGACGAGACUUUCCCAGAAGAAGCGGCCGCAGCGUCAAGGCUGGGGUGAGGAGGCCAGGACCAGGGACACCACUGCCGCUGCAAAGAAAGGAACCACAAAAUACAGCAACCCAUCAGCACCAAAGCAACCCAUCCAUCACUCUGUUGGCCCUUCACCAGCCUUCACUCAUACAUUUGUAGAUCGACUUUCUGGUGCAAAUGAUACAAUGGAGCGUUCGCCUAAGAAAGAAGAGAAGAAGAUGAAAGCAGCACGGGCCAAAUUUAAUUUCCAGGCUCAGUCACAAAAGGAGCUCACACUGCACAGAGGCGACAUUGUUUACAUCCACAGACAAGUGGACGCCAACUGGUUUGAAGGAGAACAUCACGGCAGAGCGGGCAUCUUCCCCACCACCUAUGUGGAGGUUCUUCCGCCGUCAGAGAAGCCAACACCGAUAAAGACCCCCAAUUUACAGGUGCUAGACUAUGGCGAAGCAGUGGCGUUGUAUACUUUCAAUGCCGACCUUCCAGUUGAACUUUCUUUUCGGAAAGGAGAAGUAAUAAGUAUAACCAGAUGUGUGGAUGACAAAUGGCUGGAGGGGAGGAUCUCAGGGACCAACCGGAGUGGCAUCUUCCCCGCCAGCUACGUGCAGGUCAACAAGAUGCCCCGCACCAAAUACACCACGGAUGACUACUCAGCAGGCCAAUUGUCUCCUCUGUCCCCCGGACCGCAGAGUCCAGGACGUCCGCUCCACUCGCCUUGUCUGCAGUCACCUCUGUCCCCUUCCAGUCCCAUCUCUGUCAGCCCCACACAAACUCACUCCCCCCUGAAGUCAUCUUCACCUCUACCUUAUGGUGCUGCUUCUCAGCCACGCUCUCCUGCGUUGUGCAAAGAAACAGCCAAUCGAUGGUCUCCCGGUUCCUCCAAACCUUCUUCCCCUGCCAAUCACAACUGUGCGUCACCUUCUGCUCAGUCACCAGCUUCUGCACGAAGCACAGGAGAGCCAACAGUAAACACUUCCAGAUUUAAUGAUCUCUCGCAGGGCGCUCUGUCCAAUCCUCAUCCCAACUCACUCCCACCUGCCCAGGUGCCAAACGCUGACGGUUCCACUGUGGUGCAACAACAACCAUACAAAGCAGUGUACAAUUACAAACCCCAGAAUGCUGAUGAGUUGGAGCUCAGGGAAGGCGACAUUGUACAAGUGAUGGAGAAAUGUGAUGAUGGCUGGUUUGUAGGUACGUCAGAAAGGACUCAUGCUUUUGGGACUUUUCCUGGGAAUUAUGUGUCACCGGUUUGACUUCCUGUUUGACCACAUUCACCUGGAUAUUCACGAGCAGAGCACGUUUGUUGUUGCCCACCUUUAGCAGACACGCAUGUUCACAAUAGUUGUCUUGGGAAGACAUGAAGACGUCCUCACCUUCCGUUACGAGUGCAUGUGUGUGUUGCACUGGCUUAUGGGCGUUGCCACACUUACCAUAAGAGAGACUGGAUGCUGAAGACACUGCUUUGAAUGCAAAAUCUACCAUUUUGUUCCACAGCUAUUUGCGCAUCCAGCAAAUCAUACUUUUUUCCAGAGACCAAGCCUGCUCUUAUGUCCUGCAUCUGGCCAACACGUUGACACCAGACAAACCACUGAAUUAUGAUUUUGAAAUUUUUGGAGACUCACUGAUUAACAUUUCCAUAAAAUGUCUGUCACAGAUUAUCUUUCAGAGCUUUGAAGACUAUUGAAGAAACAACGUGACCCUCUUUAGUUAAAUAUGCCAAUAUGAGGUUCAAGCCUUUCCACAAAGCUAAGUUUUUAUUACGUCCACAGGUUUAUGGCUAUUCAUUGUUAAAUGUCAAGUUAAAGUUAAUACCAUUUGACAGGAUGUUAAAGAUGUAAGUUUCUUUAGUCACUAACUUCAAUAUCAGGUAAAUUUAGACAAAGCCUCCACAGCUAAUGACUAAUAUGGAUGGGAUAGUAACCACUACCGAGGAUGUCGUAGUGGUUUGUGUUGUGAUUUGUGCAGCCCUUUGAGACAUUAGUGAUUUAGGGCUAUAUAAAUGAACAUUGAUUGAUUGAUUAAAUUAUCCAUCCAUCCAUUUUCUACCGCUUAUUCCCUUUUGGGGUUGCGUUAAACAGCCUCAUUCUGAUAGUAGAACCAAGUAUAACCUUUGUAAGCCUUAUCUUAGAUAUUAAGUUAUAUUUUAUGAUACCGCAAAGAUUUUUGUCUAAAUCAUGUAGCCUACAGAUGAUUGUACAGUGUAACCUUUUUGUCAAAAAUUGCAAACUUUAAUAUAUGUGCCUAUGGAAUGUUGGAUGUUUACAGUAUGUGUGUUAUUGUUCCUGUUUUUAAGAUGUGAAUUAAACAUUGCUGUGUGAAGCAGAAAGAA